Thlaspi arvense is the source of this 444-nucleotide messenger RNA. The record is from the annotation of a GenBank genome assembly. NCBI's taxonomy places the organism in Eukaryota, Viridiplantae, Streptophyta, Magnoliopsida, Brassicales, Brassicaceae.
GACUCUGUCUAUCCAUAUAUCUCUUCUACUGGAAAUUUUGAUAUACAAGAGUCAGCUGAAUUCUUAUGGAACGAUGAAGAAGUAGAUGUUAGAGUUGAUAAUCUGACUGAUAAGAUUAGAGCAGGGACUGAUUUUGCAGACCAUCUUUGGGAAUCUGUUGAGGCUACUGAGAAUAUAGAUGAGAACAGUUCUCCUACAGAAUUUGAUGACUCUGAGUCAAUCACUGGAAUUAGAAAGAACCUGGAGCCAUCCACAACAACGAAACCAUCCACUGCCAAUGAUUCUCCGCGUCCAACUAUUAUUAACAAAAAAUUACUUGACCGAGUCGUGCAGCCGAGAGAAUGGCUUGGCAAUGAGGAUAUUGAUGGUAUUAUGUACAUAUUCCGAGAGAAUACAACUUUACGCAGAUGGAAACCAGCUCGAGUAGAUCAACAUCGAAUUUAA